This is a messenger RNA of Mercenaria mercenaria, 567 nucleotides long. RefSeq lists its product as uncharacterized. The transcript has a single exon. NCBI's taxonomy places the organism in Eukaryota, Metazoa, Mollusca, Bivalvia, Venerida, Veneridae. Gene Ontology annotation, biological process: xylan biosynthetic process. The coding region runs from base 1 to 567 and encodes 188 amino acids. The record is from RefSeq and is a predicted model, not a curated record.
AUGAGUGGCGAACAAAUCAAAACUAUUAGCGAGAACCUACCAGAAAAGGGAACUCUAUUGGUCUGGGGACUUGGAAAUGACAGUCCAUAUUGGCACAAUAGAACAAAAGGAAAAGUCGUUUAUAUAGAAGAUGAUAUUCCUAAGCGAAAAGCAGGUAUAAUGUGGUACGAUACAAUAGUAAAACAAAACUCAUUCCUGGAAGUCUACCGUGUACAUUAUACAACAAACACAGUUAGAUCAUUCACGAAAUAUAUAAACAGUCCUGAAAUAUGGUCCGAGCUAGACUUGAGUAGUCAAUUACCAGCUUCUGUGACACAAACACACUGGAACGUGAUUAUCGUUGAUGCACCUCUUGGUUGCUGUCAAAAGGGUCCAGGACGAUAUCAGUCAAUCUACUAUUCGAGUGUACUCGGAAGAAAAGGUACACAUGUAUUUGUUGAUGACUUUGAACGAAAAGUAGAACAUGAAUUUUCCAUAAAUGUCUUUGGAAAGCCAGUAGAGGUAAUACAAAGACAGACCACAAAUGCUUCACGUGCGAAUGACCAAGCACAUUUCAUUCUCAGUUAA